Molecule: messenger RNA, 366 nt
Organism: Botrytis byssoidea
Lineage: Eukaryota; Fungi; Ascomycota; Leotiomycetes; Helotiales; Sclerotiniaceae
Exons: 1
Coding region: 1-366 (121 amino acids)
Source: RefSeq, a predicted model, not a curated record
AUGGAUUUCCUCAAAGCCCAGUUUACUAAGAUUUCUAAACUCAAACUUGUGAAUCUUUCAAAGAGUACCCUUUUUAUUACGGGCGCAGAUUCCGGUCUCGGAUUAGAAUCCGCUCGUGAGAUUCUUCUCUCCAAGCCAGAACGUCUGAUCCUUGCUGUGCGCGAUAUCAAAAAAGGCAAUGUCACAAAUAAAGAGCUACAAAAUGAAAUGAUGUUAAGCAUUCAAAUCGAUGUGCACAAGUUGGAUCGUUCGAGCUUUCUUCCUGUCCAGAAUUUUGUCAAAGGACUUGAGGGUCAACGUAUUGACAUAGCAAUUCUGAACGCAGGUAUGAAGCACUUUGCUGGUGUAAUUGUCAACUCGAACUAA